AGUUUGAAGGGGUUUCUGGGUGUUUUUCUGUACUUGGGAUAACGGAGUGAAUCAUCUGCAUGCCGCGCCCACUUCAAUUCUGACGCACACUUUCACUGUUGAAGGGAGGAUGCUGGUGGAAAAAAAAAAACGUGCUUUGACUUGCUCAAUUUUUUUCCCGGGAAAUUCGGAGGGAACUUUUUCGAUGGAUUCAAAAUUAAGCGGGUUACACGUGGUGUUGAAAGUGAUUAGAGCUAAGGACGGAGAAAUGGCUUCUUCAUCAUCAUCAACAGCAGGACAAGCUACAGAAUCUAGCAUAGAAAUAUCACGCCUGGGAGGCAUCGAGGCCUUGAGAUUGAAGAUGGGGCCUGUGCGGAGGAACCUCUUUGGUCCUGUUGACCACCAGCAGCUGCAGGAGGACUUCCAAAGGCUCCUCUGUAUAAACUUAGAGGCGGCCAACAAGCGAUGGAACUUUGAUUUCCAGAGCGAAAUGCCAGAGAAGGGAUCCAGUAUGGAGUGGGAGGAGCUUAGGUGCCAGGAUGUUCCUGCGUUUUAUCGUAGCUGUAUGGUUAAACCAGCGUCACAUUCACUUAGGAAAAGGCGGAUGUCGACUUCAUCGCGGGAAUGCUCCUCAGGGUCCAACAGCUCUUCAGGGUCUGGGGAUGAGUUCCUGGAGGUGACCACCAGAGGGUACUAUAGGAUCAAAUUGCAAAGAAAACGCAGACAGUCUUCUAUCACAGAUUUCUUCAAGGUGAAGAAGAGCAGGCUCCUGCAUCACAAGGCACCAUCUCGACACUAGAGAAGUACUACUACAACCAACAGAGGAUCCCUUCGCGGUCCAUAAACCUCUUCAUGUCACCUCAUACAGAUAUAUUUAAUAGCUAAUGUAUAUAUGUAGCAUUUUGUACCGGACUGUCCUCAAGCUCGUGCAGCACAGGCUUAAAAACUCUUCUGACUUUCACAUACUUUUAUUUUUCACUGCAAGGAAGCUACCAUGGUCCUAGUUAAUUAUGCUCUGACUUGAGAAACGGUUUCUAAAAUAGUUAUAUAUACUCUAUAUAUGCUAUAUACUGUUAUCCUCAGCUUCUGACUAUACUGUGAAAUCAUUUUGAAUGCACUCUUAAUUACCAGAGAGCAGGCUCUAGUUUUAAGAGGUUAAUUUUCUUCUGAGCGGGCCUUGGAUAGUAUUUGAACUCAGACUUUGAUCGUUCGUCACAUCGUUCGCUAAAAGUCAUAAGAUGUUUCUUUUUUUGGUUAAAUGAGUUACUAUUCCUGGCCUCACAAAACACUUAGCCUUUAGUCUCACACUAUGACUCAGAAAGCACGAGUCAAGCCAGAGGUCAAAACCUCAUCCAGGGCUCAAAAUUUGUCAGCGUGACUGUGAUUAGCGCCAGGUUAAAGGUCAACGGUGGAGGCUUAGCAAUGAGGUAAUGGCUGUGUUUGUAUGAUAGCAGCUUAAAUUCUGAGUAAGAAGAAUGAUGUUUCUAAUGUGAGUAUUUAUUUAUAAUUCACGGUGCUAGAUCAUCGUCAAAAUAAAGAAUAGAAGUAAAAAAAACAAAAAAACAAGCAAUGUGUAAAACAAGGUUGUAUAAGGUGUUUGUGGAAACCUGUGCCAUUGCCCCUUAAUUAUGUUAGACUAUAAGUCAUUAUGGCUCAAAUACGCUCCACCGUUGCCACUCAAAAAUAAUGAGCAUAAAUAUUUGACAUCACAACAUUGCAAAAAAUGUUCAAACUUUUUUCCAUCUUUUUGCUUUGUGUUAUUUGCAUAAUUGGGUUUUAAGAAUCAAAAUCUUUUUUUGGCAACAGACCAGAACAUACCUUUUUUAGUCGUAUGUUUUUGUCAACUAUAUGCUUGUGAUUAUGUAGCAUUUUCAUUCCUUUUUUUUCCAUGUCAUGUUCUCUUUCCUCCAUGAAGGGAAUGUAGUGUUUUAUCACUCUGCUGCAGCUCAGAGGAAUCAAGAUGUUUUGAUUUCCCUGGGGGUAAAUUUAUAUUUUUUCUAAAUGAAGUGUAAAGCUGCUUCUUAUUUUCCUGUCGCUGUGCAGUCCUAUAAGUGUUUGCAUUGUGUACAUAUGCAUAGAAGUGUUCAUGAAUGAAUGUGUUGUUUUGUUUAUUUCACUGUAAGUAGUUAAAGUUGCGGCAGUUGAACCAAAGAGAAACACAAAUUAGAAACACAAUAGUGGUUCACAAAAGUCUGAAGCAUGUUCAGGUCUUUGAAUAAACACCAUAACUGAUUAACCAAUAGUUUUGGUGGCUCAAAUAGGGCAUGAAUACUUAUUUGUCCCUACCUACGGUGAUUCUAACUUUUAUAUGGAUUAAAGCCAUGCUCUAUAUUAAUCCAUUCUUACUACCUCAUCAAGCAAAACAAGUAACCUACAGAAAAACAAAAUGUUGCAUUCAAGGUUGUUUGUGUCAGAAGGGCUGAGGAAUUAUUCUGUUAUGGUAAAAGCGGUCGAGGUUCAGUGGCCUGUGUCGAGUUUCACAUCAGGUAAAAGAGUCAGUGUGUCACAGCAGAGGAAACUCCAGGGGGGAAUCAUGGUGGUUAUCUCCGCCUCUCUUCUUUUCCUCUCUUUGCUUCCCCAGAAGAAGGCAGAGCAAGGGAAUUGAGGAAGAGGGGGGAGGGGAUGGGGACAUGGGAAAAACUUUUAUUAGUGAACAUUCAAGAGAAAAUGUCUCAGAGCCAUACUGGAUCAAAGGCUUUCUCCAGCCAGACAAGUGGCCUGCUAUUCAGACACGCUUUUGUCUGCCCCCAUGAAAGUCUCUCAGCCUCUCUUUCAUGAACAAACCGCCUCAGUCUCUGCGUAGAAUCCGCCUGAAAGCUGUUGUUAAUAAUCCAGUUAACACAAUGUUGGCUUUAAAAGGCGAGCUUCACAGACUUAAAAACAGCAAACAUGACAGCUCUAGAUUGGGUAAACUUUUGCUCGUUUGUAUGUGUGUUUUUUUAUGUAUGUGCGUCUGUUUGUGAAUUUUUUUGUGUGCUCCUUUCUUUCCAGCCUGCUAAAAGGAAACUUUAUAAGUGGAUAUUAACUUAUUUUAGUUUGCAUCAUUUGUAUGUGGGGAUUUAACUCUAAAUACCCCAUGAUUUUCUAUGAAUAACUAACUGUUGUUAUUUCUGGAACUAUAUUGUUGCACUACUUUAGACAUUGUUGACAAGAGAACUAUUUUUGUAUAGUGUUCUUAAAAAACAUUAAAAAUUCAACAAGAAACUGA
This is a messenger RNA of Notolabrus celidotus (New Zealand spotty), 3187 nucleotides long. RefSeq names its product cyclin-dependent kinase inhibitor 1D (gene cdkn1d). NCBI's taxonomy places the organism in Eukaryota, Metazoa, Chordata, Actinopteri, Labriformes, Labridae. Gene Ontology annotation, biological process: signal transduction by p53 class mediator; regulation of mitotic cell cycle. The record is from RefSeq and is a predicted model, not a curated record. The transcript has 3 exons. Bases 110 to 778 code for a protein of 222 amino acids. Gene Ontology annotation, cellular component: nucleus. Gene Ontology annotation, molecular function: cyclin-dependent protein serine/threonine kinase inhibitor activity.